Vitis vinifera (wine grape) is the source of this 2529-nucleotide messenger RNA. RefSeq lists its product as uncharacterized. The coding region runs from base 477 to 2351 and encodes 624 amino acids. The record is from RefSeq and is a predicted model, not a curated record. The transcript is spliced from 9 exons. NCBI's taxonomy places the organism in Eukaryota, Viridiplantae, Streptophyta, Magnoliopsida, Vitales, Vitaceae.
UCCCUUGUUUGGUUGAUGAGAAAAUGAAGGGAAACUUAACUUUUGAGUCUGAGAAGUUCCGCUUUCAAUCGUUUUAUUUCCCCCAAAUUUUCCUUAUUCUCUCCUUGGUUUAUAAGAAAAUUUAGGAAAAGCAUUAAUUUGGUAAAAUGCACUUUUAAUGGGUUUGCUCCUUUUUCUUUUAUUUUCUUUGUUCGGUGGAUGAGAAAAUCUUGCACACAAACUUUUGGAGUCUCAGAAUUUUACCCUCUAACGGGUUUGUAGAUUUCUUUUUUCCCGUCUUCACUUUAUAGAUGGUUUGGUUGAUGAGAAAACGUAGUCAAACAUUAAAUUUUUGAGUCCCAGAUAUUUCAUUUUUAGAAGAAUCUCUCCUCAAGUCAGCCUGAUGCAGGGAAGUCGCUCCAACUUAUGCUUCAUAAUUUGGCACUUUCGUUCAUGGGUAAGAGUAAGUUGAAGGCUUUCUAACAGAUUGGGAGAAAAUGGACACUUUACCAGAUCUUUUCCCUCUGAUGAAUUUGCAAAUUGGGCAUAUAAAAUCUUCACUUUCUCAGGCAUUCUUGUAUAUUGUGCCUGCUAAUCAUAUGUUUCUCAUUCUGGUCGACAACCAGUCAUGGCGGCUGAACAAGCACUCAAGAUCAACCCACAUAUGGGAAUUAAUGGUCACCAAGUACAGAAAGUCGCCUUUUAGAAAUACUAAGACUCUGCUUAGGAGUCGAAGUCUAGAAUACAAACGCCACUCAAAAUCCUCCAACAAGAACUUGAACAAGUGGUUUUCUGUCAUUGACACUACUAGGUGGAGAGAGAAGCGGCCAUUCUCUUUUCUGGAUUUAAGCAAAAUUUUGUAUGGUUUUAUUGUGUUUGAGGUUGCUUGGAAGGAUGUAUGUGGUAUCAACUAUUUGAAUGAACUUCAGACUGAUACAUCAAUUGCUAUAGAAACGAAAUCUAUGAGAAAGUGGGAAUUCUACAGCAUCAAUGAAGCCUUGCGCUGUACUCCUUCAUGGUUCUCUGGCACACCAUCAGAAACACAGCGCCUGCAGAGCAAUCUAGUGCUUUUGAGAAAUAAAAUUCCUUCUCACUCUCCCAGGGGAAUCACUGUUGCCUCUAAAGAACAGUUGUUUGAGGAUACAUCUCCUCCCCAGCACCUUCCUGAGGAAAUAUUCUUUGAUGCCAGAGAAUGCUCCUUUGAUAUGCAGGAUAAUAGAACAAUGGAGGUUGAAGAGCUGAUCAAUUGGAAGAAAGAACAGAAUACAGAAGACGAGAGUAAUAUUGCAUCUCUGGGAUUCAAGGACACUCUACUGCUAUUGUGGUUCAAUGAUGGGGACCUCCCAAUUAUACUGAGGCAGGUAAUCACAUCUAAUUCAAGGCUUCUCACAUUGCUUGAGUUAGGCCUUCCUACUUGGGUUAUUUUCUUGCAGUCCUAUCCCCUAUUUUGCAAGGUUUAUCAUCCCUGGAUGCGGCCUCUAGGGAGAAUCCUUUAUGUAUUAAUCUCACUCAUAACUAUGAUCAUUGGGUUCUAUGAUCUCUAUAAGAAUGUUCCCCUCUUGAAGGCAACUGCAUCCCACCUUUUUGGUCCCAUUUUUAAGUGGAUUGAAAAAUCUGAAAUGAUUACUAGAAUCUUUUAUUUAGGAACAAUGUUGUUCGUUCAAAACUUUGGGAAGGCUCUUGAAUGGGUUUUGAUGAUGAUGAGAGUGAUCACAAUGCCAGUAUCGAUUACAAUGACACCGUUCAUGGACCCACUUGAAGGAAUGGUGGAGGUUAUAUCAUCUAUAUGGAACAUUUUGGCUGAAACAGGGGAGCAGUUUUUCUACACAGCACAGCUCAUGGCAGAGUCCCUCUGCAGCAUGGUGGUUGAUUUGACCCAAGUUCUAAUCUCACCAUUUGAGCUUCUCUACUCACUUGUGUCAACUUUAGUCACAUUGGUUUGUACCAUCCUUUAUUCUGUGUGGAAACUAUUGCUCAUUCCUGCUCGGGCCAAUCUUGGUUUGGCAAAAUAUGUGGCUUCUCUAUUCUCCGGAAUCUCUGAUUUUCUUAAAAGGACUUCGAUGGUAUCUACCAGUAGCAUGGAUCAGCUUAAAUAUUUUGCUCAAGCAAAGCCUACUUCAUCACAAAUCUCAUUUUGGCGCCCUCUCUGGCAAGAUAUCUUCUCAAAGGUUUUCCGGUCCCUCCGAAGCAUUAUAAAUGGUCUUAUCGGGUUCUUCACAUCAUGCAAUCGGCACAGGCUUAGCAUAUACAACUACUUAAGGGCCAUGGUGUGGCAUCUCUGUCACCGCCUCCCAUUGAUUUCUCGCCGCAGAGCACCUCCAUUGGACAGCCAAGUUGAGAUAGAAUUCAAAGAAUGUGAAGACUGUAAAUGAGAGUUUAUUCUUGGGCUAUUUUUGUUGAUUCUGUAUAGUGUGUAUGGGGUAUUCAUUUGUAUAUACAAAGAUGCAAAUGUACAGUAUGUUCCACUUCCACUAUUGUAAAGAAAAAGGCUUCUGGGAUCUUCUGUUGGUGAUAAAUGAAUGAAUUUUGCGCCAUUGAAUUACCAUUUAA